Molecule: messenger RNA, 1085 nt
Organism: Vicia villosa (hairy vetch)
Lineage: Eukaryota; Viridiplantae; Streptophyta; Magnoliopsida; Fabales; Fabaceae
Exons: 1
Coding region: 207-914 (235 amino acids)
Source: RefSeq, a predicted model, not a curated record
AUUGUAAUAACUGAAAAGGGAAAAACCACCGCGUUCGUAAUCCAAUACGUUGUUAGAUUAUUAAAGACGAAACAGAAAAAGUCAACGGUCUUGUUCCUUUCCGACACCAAUAAAUACUUAUAAGUUAUAACACCUAGCACCCAAUUCCCAUUCCACACUCCAACUACAAACACAACAAUAAACAACAACUUCACAUUCACAACAACAUGAAAGAUAGCAACAGCAUGAAAGAAAUGAAACUGGUUUGGUCCCCAGAGAGAGCAACUAACUCAUACAUCGACACCGUUGAAGCAGUAAGUACCAGUAAGUGCCAGCUUUCCAACGAGUCCGGCGUGGCGGAGCUUGUAUCCGCUAUGGCGGCGGGAUGGAACGCGCAACUGAUAGUUGAAACAUGGUCACGUGGUGGAGUUAUUCCAACCAGUGUUGGUUUAUCCAUAGCUAGUCGUCACACGGGUGGAAGACACGUGUGUAUAGUUCCUGAUGAACGGUCGAGAUCAGAGUAUGCAAAGGUCAUGGGAGAGUCGGGUAUGUUGCCGGAAAUUAUGGUCGGAGAACCGGAAGAAGUGAUGGAUGGUUUAGUCGGAAUAGAUUUCUUGGUUGUUGAUUCUCGAAGAAAGGAUUUUUCAAGAGUUUUGAGGCUAGCUGAGUUGAGUGGUAAAGGUGCUGUGUUGAUAUGCAAGAAUGCCAAUUAUAUUUCUAAGAUGGAUUCUAGUUAUAUAUGGCGGAGCGUGGUGGCGAAGGGAUCCAGACGACUGGUUCGUUCAGUGUUUCUUCCGGUGGGGAAGGGACUUCAUAUGGCGCACUUAUCGGCUGCCGGUGGUGGUGAGAGCCCGCAUAAGGGAAAUGUUAUUCCUAACAGAUGGAUCAAACAUGUUGAUCAACGAUCAGGGGAUGUUCACUUUAUUAGAAAAUAAAUAAUGUAUAGAUUGAUCUCAUGUUCAAUUUUCCCUUUUUUUUGUUAAUACGGUUGAAUAUGAUUGUGACUAUAUUCUAGUUUAUGAUUUGACCUUUAUGUAUUACAAAAUUGUUUUAUUUGUUCAAUCUUAAGAACAUAUGAAUCAUUCGUAGUUUUUGAGAUCUCUAAA